UGGCAAGCAGUUCCACGGGUUAAUUGUUUAUUAUUGUCAGGCAGUUUCUCCUUUAAUGCCAGGUUGCUUCUCUCCUUGAUUAGUUUCCACUCGUUGCUUCUUGUCCUGCCCUCAGGUGCUUUGGAGAAGAGCUUGACUCCUUCUUCUUUGGGGCAGCCCCUGAGAUAUUGGAAGAUUGCUCUCAUGUCUCCCCUCGUCCUUCUCUCCAUUAAACUAGAUACACCCAACGGUGUGCCACCUAGUUAUUUUGCCUACCUAUUUUGGGAACCCUCUUGGGUGCUUGAUGCAAUUCUCAUUCCAUUCCCAACUUUCAUGGCCUUAAAGACUGAAACCAGUCUGCAUUCCUCACAUCUCUGGCUUCCAUCAAGCCUGUCACUUCUCCCUCCCUCUUUCUCAUCUCUACCCCCAACACAUACUCAGUGCCCCCUGAGGAGCCAUAGUGGCACAGUGGUUAGAGGGCAGUAUUGCAGGCUGACUCUGCCGACUGCCAGCAGUUUGAUCCUGACCGGCUUAAGGUCGACUCGUCCUUCCGUCCUUCCGAGGAAAGAAGAACUAAAAAAUGUAAAGAAGUGGCAUGGGACCAUUGCCAUCGGCCGGCCUCAUCCUAGUUCUGUGCUUGGUAUUCCUGGGUCGGGCCCAGCAUCCCGUGACGACAUCUCCUUGCCAGAUUGUCUCCGACACAGUCGCUCCAUGCCGAGGUCAGAAGCUGCUCCAAGUCCCUCAGGACCUUCCCAGCAAUCUGGAGAAGUUGGACCUUUCCUACAACAAAAUCGAACAGAUCGGUUCGGCAGACUUCUCGUCCUUGACUCAGCUGAAAGAAUUGGACCUGGGUUACAACCACAUCUUCUCAAUCGCCAACGACUCCUUCGCAUCCAACCUCCUUUUGGAGAAGUUGAGUCUCUUCAACAACUCCUUGGAGGAGAUCCCUUCACUGGCUUUGAGGCCUUUGAAGCAGCUGACUGCCUUGUCUAUCUCGAACAACCUUUAUCCUCUCUCAAGGCUGGACGGGGUGUUCAGCUCCCUGAAGAACCUCAAAGAGUUGUCCCUGGGCGGUCCUGUAAUUUACACGGUGGGACGUGAAGACUUUGUUCCUCUGAAGGACAUUCCGUUGAAGAAGUUUUUCCUCAAAACUGCUUCCAGUUUGACAGAGUAUCAACAAGGGGCCUUCUCUAAGCUCAACACCACAGAAUUGUGGUGCGACAUCGCUCUGGACAAAAACCCGGAGGCUUUGCCCGUUAUGCUCCGUGACUUGAAAGGGAAGCAGCUCCAAUACCUCCGUUUCCGUAACCUCUUCGAGUUCACCUACUACACCGAUUCCGUAGACCUCUUUGCCGGCUUGGCUGAGGUCGAAGUGGGAGAGCUGGUCUUCUACAGGGGGAAAUUCAACGAGAACCUGCUGCGUUUGGUCCUCUUAAAUGUCCAGAAGUCUCGUGUGCAAGACCUCUCCUUCAUUGCUAUCGAUUUCGCCCGGUCUCCCGAAUGGAAGCUUCCAGAAGCCGGCAUCGCCAACCUGACCCUCCGCCGUUUGUUGCUGAAGGACAUCAGUAACCCCGAUAUUUUGCGUUUUGACUGGACUUUUACUUGGUUUGCCGGGAUAACCAACCUUUCUAUCCUCAAUGUCAACUUCAACUUUGUGCCCUGUGACGCCUGGGGGGAAAUGAGGAACGUGGUAGUUCUAGAUGUUUCUAAUAACCGCUUGUUAGAUGAAUACAUCUACAACGAAGGCUGUUUAUAUCAAGGAAUCAUGCCCAGCCUGGAGCACUUCAAUCUUAGCAACAACGAAUUAACCUACUUGAGCAUAAUCUCCAAGCUGACGUCCAGCUGGCCCCGGCUAUCCAAGUUAGAUCUAAGCCACAAUCGAAUCAGGAACUGUAAGGAAUUGCCCUGUGUUUGGAGCCCCAGUCUUGUUUGGUUGGAUUUGUCUUACAACGUUGUCACGGCGGGGAUCUUCAAGUGCCUUCCCACCAGGUUGCAGUUCCUGGAUUUGUCCUACUCACAGUUGGAACGCCUUGAGAUGGAGUACUUUGAGGUCGCUGUGGACCUCCAAGAGUUGCGGCUGAGCGGGAACAAGAUCAAGUUUAUCCCAACCGAAUGGAGGAGUCCGAAUCUCCGGGUUUUGGCCGUGGACGGCAACUCCUUCGGCGUCAUCUGCAAAGGUUCCUUCGUGAAUAUGCCGCAGCUCACGCAGCUGGAAGCGGGGAACAAUCCUUACCAUUGCGUCUGUGACCUCUACGCCUUCCUUCAAGAGACCCUGAAGAACGACAAGUUGCAGAUUGUGGACUGGCCCGGCGGGUGGACCUGUUAUCACCCUGAGCCCCUGCGCGAUACGGCGGUGAUUGCUUAUACCCCAAGGCUGACCCAGUGUAGUGUCAUGGUGGUGGUAGCCAUUGCUGUCUCCAUUACAGCCGUUGUGGUGAUCGUCGUCAUGGUUUUGUGUUGGUGGUUCAACGUACCCUGGUACCUCAAGGCCACCGUCCAAAUCGUGCGCUCCAAAUAUCGCUCCAGCCGCUCCCAAGCGUUGCGAGACUUCGCCUACCACGCCUUCAUCUCUUACAGCUGCUCCGACGCAGACUGGGUCAGGCAGGAACUGCUCCAGAGGUUGGAGGCCUCGACGCCGCCAUACCGCAUCUGCAUUCACGAGCGGGAUUUCACGCCCGGCCGUUGGAUCAUCGACAAUAUCAUUGAAAACAUUGAAAACAGCCGGAAAAUCAUCUUCGUGCUCUCGCGCAGCUUUGUCGACAGCGAUUGGUGCAACUACGAGCUCUACUUCGCCCACCAGCGGGCGGUGGGGCUAAGCUUCGAGGACGUAGUUUUGGUGGUGAAGGAAGCCAUCGACCCGCAAGCGCUGCCCAACAAGUUUUGCCGACUGAGGAAAAUGCUCAGCAAAAAGACAUACUUAGAGUGGCCUUCGGAGCCCGGUCGCCAGGCCUUCUUCUGGGUGCAGCUGACGUCCGUCCUGGGGAAGGCCGAGGUAAUCAAGACGGACCGAAAGGAGGAUCCAGGCGAUGUGACUUGGAGAAAAAACGGCAUGGCUGACGACAACCUCAGAAUGGAUAAUUUGGCUAAUGCAGAUUGUGUCCCAGCGUGUUAAACAGGACUUCAGUUUAAGCCAACAGGAACCUUCAGAAUUUAACAGCCGAGUUUGUGUCUAGUGAUAUGUUUGAUCGUGGUUUAUUCAGGAAGCCGCAAUGGCUGGAUUCAUAGAGAACGCUCGAGCUGUAAACCAUGGUUUGUGAAUCGCUGUGACUGAGUUCUCACAGCAUGCCAAAAAAGGCCUACGGGAUGGGCUUAUUUUGCUGUUUGAAUCUUUGUUGAGACUGGUUUAGUUUAGGGUCCAACAUGUCAUCCGCAAUCCUCAAAACUGGUUUAAUUUAGACCCGGGUUAAGUGUGUUGUGUAGAACCAGCCUGUCGGGGGGAAUUCCACUCAUUUUAACUCUUUCUGGUUUUCCAUUCCCAUGUGCUCAAGGUUACUGAAUUACAGAAUAACAGAAUUCGAAGGAACCCUGGAGGUCAUCUAGUCCAAAUUAGGGGAUUGGAGGCUAAAACACAGGACGAACAAUUGUAGGAACUGGGCACCACACUAUAAAAAAGAUGUUGAGACUCUAGAAAAAGUGCAGAGAAGAGCAAGCAGGAUGAUGAGGGGACUGGAGGCUGAAACAUAACAUGAAUGGUUGCAGGAACUGGGCAGGGCUAGUCUAGGGAAGAGAAGGACCAGGGGAGACAGGAGAGCAUCUUCCAGUAUUUGAGGGGCUGCCCCAGAGAGGAGGAAGGGGGGUCAAGCUAUUU
This is a messenger RNA of Pantherophis guttatus, 3787 nucleotides long. The record is from RefSeq and is a predicted model, not a curated record. NCBI's taxonomy places the organism in Eukaryota, Metazoa, Chordata, Lepidosauria, Squamata, Colubridae.